CAGUCGAUAAGGAUAAUGUAAAAGAGGGUACCAACCCAUGACGCAAUAAAUGGACACCUUUAUUUCAAGUUCAAUAUUUAUCAUCAAGAAAAUAACACCAAAACGCAAUCAUCGCUAAGACACCCAAAUUUGAAGCAUGCGGCGAUCAUCCAUACUAAAGACCCAAACAUCAGAACCACUAAUAGUAAUCGAAGACGAUGAAUAUGAAGAGGAAAAAAAGGAAGUCUCCCGGCAAAAUUCGGAAGACGAAUACAGCCAGAAUCCAUAUCUGCUUUCACCAUUCGCCCGGGAAGUAAGGAAGCAUUCAUUGCCAACGCCCCAAUGCAGUGGAAUCACCGCCAGUCAAGUCAGAAGGUUAUCAGAAAGGGGCGAGACAACAGGGCCUGGUCCUAAACAGGUUGAAUUCUUAGCCACUCUGUCGACAGCACCACAAAGCAGCGGUGGAAGAAGACAUUCGGUGGUUACUAUAUCUAGAGUUCCACCUACGUUGUUCGGUAGGAACAGGCGAGAAUCUGUAGCAGCUUUCCCUAACCCUCUUGGCAGUAGGGUUCUAGGUAGUAGGAGAGAGUCCAUAGCUUGUCCUCCAUCUACAGAACCAAUAGGCAGUAUGCAUAACCUCCAAUUGGACAUCAUGGACGAUAUAGUCCAAGCGCGAAAGGUUCGAAUGAAGAUGUGGAACACCAGCAGUGAAAAAGUCUGCGAGGUCCAACCGCUUGACGAAACUGGCAACAGUGGCAACAUACAACGUUACACCAAUUCAGGAAGACGCUUCUCUGAUUUCAUCGGCACUACCCUAACCCCGAUUCCUAGCGUUAGCAAACGAAGAGCUUCCCAAAUUCCACCGGCCUCUGCGAUACCCGAAACGAGCUUUACAGCCAGUAAAGUUGCAGGCAUUGUUUGUUCCAAUACUGAUCUAAUAUCAAUUUUAUCAUCCCGUUCGACUUCAGCUACAGAAAUUGAUCAAAUUGAGGUAGAUAAAAAAGAUAGUUCUACAGACAAGAGUAAGUUGCAUUAUAAAAGAGAUCAGUUGAAAAGCUCGAGGUCCAAUAGCUUCGAUAUAUCCAUAUUGAACGAAGUAGAUGAAUAUCGUGAUUCGAAAUCUGCACAUUCCAAUUGGUUCGUGAAAAGGCAUCAACCAAUCACUAAGACUGAAGAGAAACCUAGUGUGAGCUUUAAAGAAAAGGUUGUUAUCGAAAAAGAACCAAAUAAAGUAAUGUGGGAUGAAAGAAGCGGAUCUAUUGUCGAUCCGGAAGCACUUGGAAGUGCCAUUGAAGUUUUUUUGAGGAAAUCCUCCCCAUCUCCGUCAUCUGAUACGCCUGGUACGUCUAAUAUUUCCCCCACGAAGGGGACGAAGGGUACUAACGGCGGUGGGGUGAAAGGUAAGAAUUGGUUCAAUAAAGGUGACGAAGAUUCCUCGACAGAAACUUGCGAUUCGUCGAUUUGCUCAACUUUAAAAGACUUGUUUGUUAAAUAGGAUGAUAAUUUGGUUACUUUAGGCAGAAAUGGCCCUUUAUGAAGUCGAAAUUAUCAAUGUUAAUAAUAUUGAAUGUGUCUUAUCUCUCGUUGAAGUGCAAUCAGUAUUUAACUAGGUGUCUCUGAUGUUCAAAAAUUAUGUAUGUAUAAGUUUAUAAUAACGUUUCACAAGUAACAUUACUACAUUGAAGAGGAACUGUAAUGAAAACUUUAUUUUAUAAUAGCGGUCGGAAUUUUAUUUGCCAACAUAAUUAAUUCUCUCCAAGGUAUAAAUAAAAAUGUUUACUUGACUUGUAAAAAAGGCGUAAGAAAAAGGUUCUAAAUGAAUUUUUUAUACUGUUCCUCUACGGGUACAAAGUUGUCAAUACCUUAAAAUGAGUUGCACAAGGUAUAAUAGGAACAUGCACAUAUCAGGUAAAGAUCGCUUUCGCUCGUUGCGCUUAAAUCUAGGUUUGAUAUAUGUGGUGGGGCGGGCAUAUCGAGUCAUAUCGAUGCACGCUAUGUUACGUGCAUGUCCCUUUGAAACUUUGUUUAACUCGCUGUAGGAUUCCAUGUUAAAAAUUCCGUAUCUGUAUAAUGUGGUCGAGUUAAAUUAGCAAUUGAAUCCGUUGUUAAAGAGUAUCCUCCUAAAAACCUAUUAAACCAAUUUGUUAGAUUAUAAAUUUAUUCUUCUGUUUUCAACUUUUUAAAUCGGGUCUGUCCAUGAAAAUUUAACCCACAGGGUGUCUCAUUAAGAAUGGACACGCAACAAAUGAAGAUUUUCUGAUUAAAAAUAAGACGUUUAAAGUUGAAAAUUCAAAUAUUGUUAAGGUAUUAUUCUUUUAUUUCGCAAUAUAAUUUUAAUAAAUUCGGUAAUAUUUUUAAUGUCAUUAGAUACACCUAUCAGCAGAACAAUCAGUUAAAUAAACUGCGUACGGCAUGGAUAAGCAACACCUUCAUUUCCUCUAAAUUUUACGCCACCUUUCAAAAACUUAUUUAGACUGUAAUUUUAAAUCGUUUGAUAUGUUUUAAAUAUAUCAUGUACCUAUUCAUGUUGGGAACUAAUAAAGUGAUUGAUUUUCGAGAUAUUGACACUCAAAGAUAGAUAUUUUUAUUUUAAUUUUGUAAUUUUGGAUUUGUUUUUAUAAAAUUAUACUAAUCAAACGUUUUUGUUGUCAAAAGAUAAACCUAUUAGCAAAAAAAUUAUUUAAAUAAACUAUUUAAUAAAUAUUUAAUAAAUAUUACGAAACAUCCCAGAAACAUUUCUAAAAUGUGCCUGAAACCUAAAAAUGUCCUGUAAAUAUAAUAGUUCAUAGUAAUAUUUCUGAAAUGAAAAUUUGAAAUCUUUUAGAAAUAUUAAAUAGUAAUACUUAUUUCAGAAAUGUAUUCUAGUUUUUUUUUUCUAAAAUAUUAUUAGACAUUUAAAAAUAUACAUGUUCAUUUAAAAUACAC
Molecule: messenger RNA, 2904 nt
Organism: Psylliodes chrysocephalus
Lineage: Eukaryota; Metazoa; Arthropoda; Insecta; Coleoptera; Chrysomelidae
Source: the annotation of a GenBank genome assembly